UUUUGGACGAGAAACUAUGAUAGUGAAUUUACUUAUACUGGGCCUCGUAGGCCUGGCCUACGCUCGGCCGCAGCUGGACUGUCCAUCUGAUGGCAGACAGUACCUGUUGGCACAUGAAUCAGAUUGCGCCAAAUACUACGUGUGUCAGAAUGGAGAAAAACUUGCGACAUCACAGUGUCCUGUCGACACAUAUUUCUCUUUAGAAAAUCAGAUAUGCGAUCAACCCAGUAGGGUCUCAUGUGGGCAAAGGGCGCUGACAUCUUCAGUACAAAUAAAUUGUCCGACGUUUUUCUUCGGUGACUUUUUCAUUCCGCACGAAUCUGAUUGUUCGAUGUAUUACAAGUGCGAAUCGGGUAGGCCCGUGUUAAAGUCAUGUGAUAAUGGAGGACAUUUUAAUCCUUCCGCUUGGCGUUGCACCUUACCAGAGUUAGCAGGCUGUCUAAUCAAGAACGAAGCUGAUGAGAACGUAUCAGAUCAAAACAGUCAGAAUUUAAACCAAGAUCAGACAGACAAUAAUGAUAGAACCUUCCCAAAUGGUUGUCCCAGGGACUUUCGUAAUGAGAAAUAUUUCCCCCAUCCAAAAUGUGAUAUGUUCUACCAAUGUGUAUAUGGAAGCUACGUUUCGAUGCCAUGCGCUCCUGGCACUCAGUUCAGCUAUAGACUCCAGAAAUGCACGAUGCCACAUCAAUCUGAUUGUGGUAAUAGCGGAGAGAACGAUGGAGGUGAUAUAGAUGGCGAAGACAAAGGUAAUGAAGAAAGGGGUGGACACGGAGGUAAUGGAGGCAAUGGUGGUAAUGGUGGAAACGGAGGCAAUGGCGGAAACGGUGGUAAUGGCGGCGGUGGAGGUAAUGGCGGCGGCAGUGGUGGAAACGGAGGAAACGGUGGAAACGGAGGUGAUGGAGGCAACGGUGGAGAUGGAGGUGACGGCGGAAACGGAGGUGAUGGAGGCAAUGGUGGAGGCGGUGGUAACGGAGGCGAUGGAGGCAAUGGUGGAGAUGGUGGAAAUGGAGGCGAUGGAGGCAACGGUGGUAAUGAAGAUGGCGGAAUCGGAGGUGACGGCGGAAACGGAGGUGAUGGAGGCAAUGGUGGAGACGGUGGUAACGGAGGCGAUGGAGGCAAUGGUGGAGAUGGAGGCAAUGGUGGUAAUGAAGAUGGCGGAAUCGGAGGUGACGGCGGAAACGGAGGUGAUGGAGGCAAUGGUGGAGACGGUGGUAACGGAGGUGAUGGAGGCAAUGGUGGAGAUGGUGGAAAUGGAGGCGAUGGAGGCAAUGGUGGAGAUGGUGGAAAUGGAGGCGAUGGAGGCAAUGGUGGAGAUGGAGGCAAUGGUGGUAAUGAAGAUGGCGGAAUCGGAGGUGACGGCGGAAACGGAGGUGAUGGAGGCAAUGGUGGAGACGGUGGUAACGGAGGCGAUGGAGGCAAUGGUGGAGAUGGUGGAAAUGGAGGCGAUGGAGGCAAUGGUGGAGAUGGUGGAAAUGGAGGCAAUGAAGACGGCGGAAUCGGAGGUGACGGCGGAAACGGAGGUGACGGCGGAAACGGAGGUGACGGCGGAAACGGAGGUGACGGCGGAAAUGGAGGUGAUGGAGGCAAUGGUGGAGAUGGUGGAAAUGGAGGCGAUGGAGGCAAUGGUGGAGAUGGUGGAAAUGGAGGCGAUGGAGGCAAUGGUGGAAAUGGAGGCGAUGGAGGCAAUGGUGGUAAUGGUGGAGAUGGAGGCAAUGGUGGUAAUGAAGAUGGCGGAAUCGGAGGUGACGGCGGAAACGGAGGCGAUGGAGGCAAUGGUGGAGAUGGAGGCAAUGGUGGUAAUGAAGAUGGCGGAAUCGGAGGUGACGGCGGAAACGGAGGUGAUGGAGGCAAUGGUGGAGACGGUGGUAACGGAGGCGAUGGAGGCAAUGGUGGUAAUGAAGAUGGCGGAAUCGGAGGUGACGGUGGAAAUGGAGGUGACGGUGGUAACGGAGGCGAUGGAGGCAAUGGUGGAGAUGGUGGAAAUGGAGGCGAUGGAGGCAAUGGUGGAGAUGGUGGAAAUGGAGGCAAUGGUGGUAAUGAAGAUGGCGGAAUCGGAGGUGACGGCGGAAACGGAGGUGAUGGAGGCAAUGGUGGAGACGGUGGUAACGGAGGCGAUGGAGGCAAUGGUGGAGACGGUGGUAACGGAGGUGAUGGAGGCAAUGGUGGAGAUGGUGGAAAUGGAGGCGAUGGAGGCAAUGGUGGAGAUGGUGGAAAUGGAGGCGAUGGAGGCAAUGGUGGAGAUGGUGGAAAUGGAGGCAAUGGAGGCAAUGGUGGUAAUGAAGAUGGCGGAAUCGGAGGUGACGGCGGAAACGGAGGUGACGGCGGAAAUGGAGGUGACGGUGGUAACGGAGGCGAUGGAGGCAAUGGUGGAGAUGGUGGAAAUGGAGGUGACGGUGGUAACGGAGGCGAUGGAGGCAAUGGUGGAGAUGGUGGUAACGGAGGCGAUGGAGGCAAUGGUGGAGAUGGUGGAAAUGGAGGCGAUGGAGGCAAUGGUGGAGAUGGUGGAAAUGGAGGCGAUGGAGGCAAUGGUGGUAAUGAAGAUGGCGGAAUCGGAGGUGACGGUGGUAACGGAGGCGAUGGAGGCAAUGGUGGAGAUGGUGGAAAUGGAGGUGAUGGAGGCAAUGGUGGAGAUGGAGGUAACGGCGGUAAUGAUGGUGGCGACAAUGAAGCUAACAGAUGCAAAGAGAACUGCUAUGUACCUUUCUGGAAACACGAAACUGAUUGUGACAAAUUCUGGCGUUGCGUCGAUAAUGAAGUUGUUCUUGGAAUUUGUUCUGAAGGCCUUAGCUUUAAUGAGGAAAAGCAGACUUGUGACUUCGCUUGCAACGUUGUUUGCCAGCGGGCUGACAUUCAGUCCACUGCUGGCAUUGAUGGCCUUAGAGUGUUUCUACCAUGGAACAAAGUUGACUCCCUUCUUGAAAUCGCUAGAAGUAGUAACAAAAUGGACGACCAAUAUGAAAAUUAAUUAUAUCUUACAAAACAUUUCAAUUGUUAUAUUUCGUAUUAAAUCUUGAAUUAAAUUA
Messenger RNA from Pieris brassicae (large cabbage white), 3023 nucleotides. RefSeq lists its product as uncharacterized. Gene Ontology annotation, molecular function: chitin binding. NCBI's taxonomy places the organism in Eukaryota, Metazoa, Arthropoda, Insecta, Lepidoptera, Pieridae. The transcript is spliced from 14 exons. Bases 17 to 2965 code for a protein of 982 amino acids. The record is from RefSeq and is a predicted model, not a curated record. Gene Ontology annotation, cellular component: extracellular region.